Molecule: messenger RNA, 2126 nt
Organism: Lycium barbarum (goji berry)
Lineage: Eukaryota; Viridiplantae; Streptophyta; Magnoliopsida; Solanales; Solanaceae
Product: F-box protein At2g26160-like
Exons: 1
Coding region: 671-1888 (405 amino acids)
Source: RefSeq, a predicted model, not a curated record
UGUGAUAAGAAAAUAAAGACAUCAUUUUUCUUUCUGGGUUAACUCUUUAUGGGAGAAUUCUUAGUUUUCACCACAAAAAUCCCAACUUUCUUCUUCUCAGAGGGAUUAGUAACCAACAAUAAUGAAAUUCAUCAUAAAGGAAAACAUUUUUCCUUCAUACCAAACACACCAUUUUAGAAUAACAAUACAACACAUCAAGAUUUUCAAGGGUUGUUUGAUUUUUUUUUUCUUUUUUCUUAUGAGAAAUCAUACUCCUCUCUGCAAGAUUCCUCUUUUCUCUCUGAGCUGAGUUUCCAAUUUCAGUCAGUAGAGCAGCAAUGUUUUGGGGAGAAAGAAAAUUAGAUUUUGGGCUGAACUGGAAAGAAUAAGACAAUUGGCUAUAUUUGGUUAACUAGAUGGGCGAGCAGCACCUCCAAGUAAUUAUUCCUAAAAUUUAGAGUCGAACUAGGAAAGAAAGAAAAAGAAAAGUGGCAAAGCUGUAAUAAACAUGAACUUAGAAGGGCAAUCAUAGGUCUCCUAGGAUUCCAAAUGUACUUUGGAUUAGGAAUCUAAGGGUUUUUACUUUCUCUGACUCAUGAUAUAAACAGUACACGGUUGGCAUUGGCAUCCAUAGAUUUCCUCCUAUUUUUCUUCUUUUCUUGAAGCUAUAGAUUUCUUCCUGUCUACUGCCAUGGCUCAAGAGAUGCCUGAUUGGUCGGAACUUCAACACGAUCUGCUUGUUCUCAUCCGUAGGCGUAUCAAUUUGAUUGAAGAUUUCCUAAAUUUUGGCAUUGUAUGCAAAUCCUGGCACUCAGUACCUACCAAGAACAAUUUUAACAGUGACCUGCCUAGAAUUCCAUGGCUGAUGUUAGCUGAAGAGGAAGAAGAUAAAGACUGUCGAAAAUUCUUCAGUCUCUAUAAUGGUAUGAUUUUGAAUAAGCGGAUUCCUAAAGCCACUGGAAAACGAUGUAUGGAGUCCAUGGGUUGGCUUAUCACUGUCGGAAAAGACGAGGGUGAAAUCAGUUUACUACAUCCUUUCUCCGGUGUUCAGAUUCAAUUGCCGCAUCAAAAUACCACAGAAGAUUACGACGAACACGAGACUGGAUUUCCAUUUACGUUUAUUCGUAAGGCGGUUUUGUCAGCUAGUCCUUCUCAUACAUCUGACUUCGUUCUCAUGGUCGUUGAGGGAAACCUUAGAUUCCUCAGUUUUUGGCGACCUGCUGAUUCGAGAUGGACCCGGAUUGGUUGGGUUGCGGCCGACCACUCUCCAUUUGUUGAUGUGGUAUAUUUUAAUGGCCACUUUUAUGCUGUCAAUUAUCGCUGCCAGGUCGUAGUUUGUGAUGUUGCUGGCCCUGAACCCACUAAAAAAAGUCAUAUUGUGACGCAGCUACCAUUUGAUCCUCUAGAAGUUAUAGGUAACUUAUACAUCCUAGAAUCACUAGGAUCAUUAUUUGUAGUUGUGAGAGAUGAUGUUUGCGUAAAAGCCGUCAAAGAUGAUUGUGACACAAGGAUGAGGUUUCCAUUGACGUACGUUCCCUGGGAAGGUGCGUCGGGGCUUCAGGAUGGGGAGAAGCUUAUAUAUGGGACAACAGCUUUUCGAGUUUUCCAGGUGGAUAUAGCUGUUGAUGGCAAAGUAAAAGUAACGCAAACCAAGGAAUUAGGGGACAGAGCUUUUUUCCUGGGUGCUAAUUCUUCUCUUUCUAUCCAAGCAUCUCAAUUUCCAGGAAUCAAGCCCAAUCAUAUUUAUUUUACAGACGAUUUUUUCGAAUCAUAUCUCAUUUUUGCAGAAGGAGGAGGCUUGGACAUGGGGGUUUGCAACUUAGCGGAUGGCAGCAUCCAGCUGCAUUAUGAGGCUGUUUCCCUCAGUCCUGUUUGUCCUCCGACUUGGGUCACACCAACUUUGUAUUAGAGUCCGACACAUUGCUUUAUUUACUCUAUUUGUUGAGCUAUUUUUGACAAUAACAGUACUUGAGUUCUUUUUUAUUUAAAAUCAUUACAACCGUCAUUUAUCUUCAGAAUCAAUUGAUGUAUCUUUCUUGCUUUUAUAUAAUUGUUGUACUUCCUUGCUUCCAAAGUAUGUUGUAAUGGGACGCGAUCAGUACUAACCUUAUUCACAAUUUUCUUAAUGGAGAAACUUCUGGUAUGUA